AUGGCCACGCCGUUACCAAUUAAAUUUCAAGAACACAUCUCGUUGCAAAAUUUGGGUAUAAAUGCAGCAAAUAUCGGAUUUGCGACUUUAACAAUGGAAUCGGACAAAUUUAUUGUUGUUCGUGAAAAAAUUGGCGAUUCAUCACAAGUUGUUAUUAUCGAUUUAAACGAUAUCAGCAAUCCUCUUCGACGACCAAUAACUGCCGAUUCGGUGAUUAUGAAUCCGGCAACGAAAGUUUUGGCACUUAAAUCAAAUAAAACUCUUCAAAUUUUCAAUAUUGAACUAAAAUCGAAGAUGAAAGCAUAUAAUAUGCCAGAAGAAGUAACAUUUUGGAAGUGGGUAAAUAUGAAUACUAUCGCAAUUGUUUCAGAGACAUCAGUUUAUCAUUGGUCGCUUCAGGGAGAUAGCAUCCCAGUAAAAACAUUUGAACGACAUGCGACCCUGAACGGUUUUCAAAUAAUAAAUUAUCGCGCUGAUUUUGAUUGCAAAUGGCUCUUGCUUAUCGGGAUUGCAGCUAGGGAUAAUCGCGUAGUGGGAGCAAUGCAGCUAUAUAGUACAGAGCGGAAAGUGUCGCAACCAAUUGAAGGUCAUGCUGCUUGUUUUGUUCCUUUUAAAAUGGAAGGUAAUCCCAAUCCAAGCAACCUUUUCUGCUUUUCUGUUCGGACAACACAAGGUGGAAAGCUGCAUAUAAUCGAAGUGGGAACCACCACAACACAAAAUAAACCAUUUCAAAAAAAACAGGUUGAUGUAUAUUAUCCUGCUGAAGCAGCUUCUGAUUUCCCAGUUGCUAUGCAAGCUUCAUCUAAACAAGGUAUCGUCUAUUUAGUGACAAAGUACGGUUACGUCCAUCUUUACGAUAUUGAAACUGCUGUAUGUAUUUACAUGAAUCGAAUUUCAUCGGAAACAAUUUUUGUCACGGCUGAAUAUACAAUUACUGAAGGCAUUAUCGGAGUGAAUCGUAAAGGACAAGUGUUAUCAGUAAGUAUUGAUGAAAACAAUAUGAUACCAUAUGUUACCCAGACUUUACAAAAUCCUGAAUUGGCGCUUAAAUUGGCUAUAAGAUGUGAUUUACCUGGUGCAGAAGAACUUUUUGUGCGGAAAUUCAAUUUGUUAUUCGCAAAUGGCAAUUACUCUGAAGCGGCCAAAGUUGCUGCCACUGCUCCUCGUGGUAUCUUGCGUACUCCUCAGACUAUCCAGAAAUUCCAGCAGUGUCCUGCUACUGCAAGUGGUGGUCCGAGUCCACUUCUUCAAUAUUUCGGUAUAUUACUCGAUCAAGGACAGCUUAAUAAAUACGAAACAUUGGAAUUGUGUAAACCAGUCGUCGCCCAAGGCAGGAAGCAGCUAUUGGAAAAAUGGUUAACAGAGGGUAAACUGGAUUGCAGCGAAGAGCUAGGUGAUCUUAUUAAACCUCAUGAUGUUAAUAUUGCUCUUUCAGUUUAUUUACGUGGUAAUGUGCCUCACAAGGUAGUUCAGUGUUUCGCCGAAACUGGUCAAUUUGAGAAAAUUAUUUUAUAUGCAAAGAAAGUUAAUUUUGAACCAGAUUAUUUAUUUCAAUUGCGCCAAAUCUUGCGAUCAAAUCCAGAUGUUGGAGCUAAAUUUGCACAGAUGUUAGUUACCGAAGGUGGUGAUGAACCUCUUGCUGAUAUCAAUCAGAUAGUAUCAUGUUUCGAAGAAGUACAAGCUAUCCCUCAAUGUACUUCAUUCCUCUUAGAAGUGCUUAAACGUGAUAAUGAAAGCGAGGGUUAUUUGCAAACAAAAUUACUUGAAAUGAACCUUCUUUAUGCUCCUCAGGUUGCUGAUGCUAUUCUGGGAAACCAGAUGUUCCACCACUAUGAUCGUGCAGCGAUUGGACAAUUAUGUGAAAAGGCCGGGCUUCUGCAGCGUGCACUAGAGCAUUUCACUGACCUUUAUGAUAUUAAAAGAACCGUCGUACAUACACAGCAUUUGAAACCAGAUUGGCUAGUAAAUUAUUUUGGUCAGUUAUCCGUGGAUGAUUCAUUGGAGUGUCUCAAAGCAAUGUUGCAAACAAACAUGCGGCAAAAUUUGCAAAUAGUGGUCCAGAUAGCAACAAAGUAUCAUGAACAGCUUACAACUAACGCUCUUAUCGAUUUAUUCGAGUCAUUCAAGAGCUAUGAAGGGCUUUUUUAUUUUCUUGGAGCAAUUGUCAAUUUUUCACAGGACCCAGAAGUUCAUUUCAAAUAUAUUCAGGCUGCUACUCGUACUGGUCAAAUAAAAGAAGUUGAGAGGUUAUGUCGUGAAUCGAAUUGUUAUGAAGCCGAACGAGUUAAAAAUUAUCUAAAAGAAGCCAAGUUAACUGAUCAGCUGCCUCUUAUAAUCGUGUGUGAUAGGCAUGGAAUGGUCCACGAUUUAGUUUUGUACCUUUAUCGUAAUAAUCUGCAAAAAUACAUUGAGGUAUUCGUACAGAAGGUAAAUCCAUCCCGUUUACCAAUUGUUGUGGGUGGCUUGCUUGAUGUAGAUUGUUCGGAAGACGCGAUCAAACAGCUUAUCAUCAAUACAAGAGGAAAGUUUGAUAUAGAUGAAUUGGUUGAAGAAGUUGAGAAGCGAAAUAGACUAAAGCUGUUGGCUCCUUGGUUAGAAAUGCGAGUACAAGAAGGUAUGACAGAUGCCGCGACACAUAAUGCUCUCGCAAAAAUUUAUAUUGAUGCUAAUAAUAAUCCAGAGAGAUUUCUUCGUGAAAAUCCCUAUUAUGACUCACGAGUCGUUGGCAAAUAUUGUGAGAAAAGAGAUCCUCAUUUUGCAUGCCUUGCUUAUGAACGCGGACAAUGUGAUUUAGAGUUGAUAAAUGUAUGCAAUGAGAAUUCACUUUUCAAAAAUCUUUCGCGUUACCUGGUCAAGCGCCGUGAUUUUGUAUUGUGGGCACAAGUUCUGGCUGAAGACAAUCAACACAGAAGACAAUUGAUAGACCAAGUUGUACAGACAGCUCUAUCUGAAACGCAAGAUCCAGAGGACAUUUCUGCAACUGUGAAAGCAUUUAUGGCUGCUGAUCUUCCUAAUGAGUUGAUUGAAUUGCUGGAAAAAAUCGUUUUAGAUAAUUCAGCAUUCUCGGAACAUCGCAAUCUUCAAAAUCUGCUUAUAUUGACUGCUAUUAAAGCUGAUCGCUCAAGAGUUAUGGAAUAUAUACAAAAGCUUGAUAAUUAUGAUGCUCCUGACAUUGCCAAUAUUGCUGUUUCUAAUGAACUUUAUGAAGAAGCUUUCGCAAUUUUCAAGAAAUUUGAUGUUAACACAGCUGCAAUCAAUGUUCUUAUCGACAAUGUUGUAAAUCUCGACCGUGCUUAUGAAUUUGCUGAACGAUGUAAUGAACCAGGAGUAUGGGCCUCAUUGGCAAAAGCGCAGUUGAAAGAAGGGCUGGUUAAAGAGGCCGUUGAUUCAUUCAUAAAAGCAGAUGACCCCACAGCUUACAUGGAAGUUGUGUGUAAAUGCGCGGAAACAGAUAGUUGGGAAGAUUUGGUCAGAUAUCUACAAAUGGCACGCAAGAAAUCGAGGGAAUCUUAUAUUGAAACUGAAUUGGUCUAUGCUUAUGCUAAAACAAAUCGCUUGACUGAUCUUGAAGAAUUCAUUUCUGGGCCUAAUCAUGCUCAGAUUCAGCAGAUUGGUGAUCGUUGUUUCGAUAAUGAGAUGUAUGAAGCGGCCAAAAUUCUAUUCAACAGUAUUUCUAAUUUCGCCAAACUAUCCGUAACAUUGGUUCGACUUGGUGAAUUCCAAGGAGCUGUAGAUGCCGCGCGGAAAGCCAAUUCGACAAAAACUUGGAAGCAGGUAUGCUUUGCUUGCGUUGAUAAUGAGGAGUUUAGAUUAGCUCAGAUCUGUGGAUUGCACAUUGUUGUUCAUGCCGACGAAUUGGAGGAAUUGAACAAUUAUUACCAGGAAAGAGGGCAUUUCGAAGAGCUUAUUGGCUUGUUGGAGGCAGCCCUUGGACUGGAGCGUGCACAUAUGGGCAUGUUUACUGAAUUAGCAAUAUUGUACAGUAAGUAUAAGCCUGAAAAAAUGCGUGAACAUCUUGAAUUGUUUUGGAGUCGCGUCAAUAUUCCGAAAGUUUUAAGAGCAGCUGAACAUGCUCAUUUAUGGUCAGAACUCGUUUUUCUUUAUGAUAAAUAUGAAGAAUAUGAUAAUGCAGCACAGACCAUGAUGCAACAUCCAACAGAAGCAUGGCGUGAACAACAUUUCAAAGAAGUUAUCACUAAGGUUGCAAACAUAGAAUUAUACUACAAGGCAAUGCAGUUUUAUUUGGACUAUAAGCCACUACUUCUUAAUGACUUAUUGAUUGUUCUCACACCACGACUUGAUCAUUCUCGAACAGUCUCUUUCUUUCACAAAUUGGAUCAGUUGCCUUUGAUCAAACCGUAUUUGCGGCAAGUACAAACACAAAACAAUAAGUCGGUAAAUGAAGCUUUAAAUCAAGUCUUAAUUGAGGAAGAAGAUUAUGCAAGUCUUCGAGCUUCUAUUGAUGCUUAUGAUAAUUUCGAUAACAUUGCUUUAGCUCAACAGCUUGAAAAGCAUGAAUUAAUUGAAUUUCGACGAAUAUCUGCAUAUCUCUAUAAAGGAAAUAAUCGAUGGAAACAAAGUGUUGAAUUAUGUAAGAAAGACAAGCUUUAUAAGGAUGCAAUGGAAUAUGCCGCGGAAUCUCGUCAACCUGAAAUAGCAGAAGAACUUCUUGCUUUUUUCUUAGAUAAUAAAUUAUAUGACUGUUUUGCUGCAUCGCUUUACCAGAUGUACGAUCUUUUGCAUCCUGAUGUCAUUAUGGAACUUGCUUGGAAACAUAAAAUCAUGGACUUUGCUAUGCCAUACAUGAUUCAGGUCAUGCGCGACUACCAUAAUAGGAUUGACAAAUUGGAACGUGCGGAAGCUGAAAGAAAGGAAGAAGUUAGAGAAAAACAACAGCAGAAUGGAGGAAUGAUAGAACCACAACUUAUGCUUACUUUUGGCGGUGCACCGAUGAAUGCUUUGCCACAAAUACCGGGAACAUACGUUGCUCCAGGCGGGUCCUAUGGUGGAUCGCCGGCUCCUGGCAUGUAUGGUGCUGCAAUUUAUCCCGGUGGAUCUUAUGCAAUGUGA
Molecule: messenger RNA, 5070 nt
Organism: Dracunculus medinensis (Guinea worm)
Lineage: Eukaryota; Metazoa; Nematoda; Chromadorea; Rhabditida; Dracunculidae
Source: the annotation of a GenBank genome assembly